This is a messenger RNA of Salvelinus sp. IW2-2015, 1214 nucleotides long. RefSeq names its product enoyl-CoA hydratase. The record is from RefSeq and is a predicted model, not a curated record. Gene Ontology annotation, molecular function: catalytic activity. NCBI's taxonomy places the organism in Eukaryota, Metazoa, Chordata, Actinopteri, Salmoniformes, Salmonidae.
UGCAAGGUGCUGCACAUUAUUAGUAAACAUUGGAACGUUUGUUGAUAGGUAGACAUUUUUAUUUGAUUUUGUUUGUAGAUGUGCAUAAGGAACAUUCACUUUUGAAUUAGGGCUACUUUAGUUCCCGUGAGCUUCGGAAGUUUCUAUUUUUGCUUGUCAAUCRCAACUAUGGCUCUCCGAGCGUGUCAGAGUACGACACGUGCUUUGUUAGCUAGAAAUCUGAGCUGGCGAGCUGCUACUGCUCUAGUCCGGUUACUUGGGGAAAAGUAUUCUGAGAAAAAUAGCCCUUACAGCACUACAGCCGGAAAGGAAUCAGAGAAAGUCGCCGGGCGGACUGUGGUGAAGGAGAGGAGGGGUUCAGUGAUCACAGUGGCGAUCAACCGGCCCGAGGUGCGGAACGCGGUGAACCAGGAGACGGCUGGACGGCUGCUGGACGAGCUCACGGCCUUUGACAGCGACCCCGCCCUGACUGUAGCAGUGCUGCAUGGCAACGGAGGGAAUUUCUGUGCUGGUUACGAUCUGAAAGAGCUGGCCCAUCACACUGCCUCCCUCAAAUUGGAGCAAGAUGUCACCAAAGGUCCUGCUCCUAUGGGUCCCUCCCGACUGGUGUUGUCCAAGCCGUUGAUAGCAGCGGUCAGUGGCUACGCAGUGGCUGGAGGGCUGGAGCUGGCUCUGUUGGCUGACCUGAGAGUGGUGGAGGAGAGCGCUGUCAUGGGGGUGUUCUGUCGCAGAUUUGGCGUCCCCUUGAUUGAUGGGGGUACAGUCCGGCUCCCCCGUCUCAUUGGUCUCUCCCGGGCUCUGGACUUGAUUCUGACUGGACGUCCCAUUGGGGCACAGGAGGCCUUAGCCUUCGGAUUGGCUAACAGAGUGGUACCGGAUGGCCAAGCUCUGCAGGCAGCUCUGGAGCUAGCUGAGCAGAUCAGCACCUUUCCCCAGCAGUGCAUGCGUGCAGACCGCUCCUCUGCCCUCUACAGUGCCUACGAUGCCCCCUCCUUCAGCUUGGCCUUGCAGUACGAGAUGGACCAUGGAGCGCCAAUCAUCCAGACUGAGUCUGUCGCCGGUGCAACCACGUUCAGCUCAGGGACAGGAAGAGGCGGGAAAUUCUCCUCAAAGCACUAGUAACACUUUAUUUAGGURUGCUUAUUUAAAAAAYWSAUUUAUUUCACMUUUAUUUAACUAGGUAGGCUAAUUGAGAACAAGUUCUCAUUUGCAAC